This is a messenger RNA of Hyposmocoma kahamanoa, 1843 nucleotides long. RefSeq names its product zinc finger protein 234-like. Gene Ontology annotation, molecular function: DNA-binding transcription factor activity, RNA polymerase II-specific; RNA polymerase II cis-regulatory region sequence-specific DNA binding. Gene Ontology annotation, biological process: regulation of transcription by RNA polymerase II. NCBI's taxonomy places the organism in Eukaryota, Metazoa, Arthropoda, Insecta, Lepidoptera, Cosmopterigidae. The coding region runs from base 1 to 1119 and encodes 372 amino acids. The record is from RefSeq and is a predicted model, not a curated record. The transcript has 9 exons.
AUGACGACUGUGCGAGUUCUGACGCUCGUUGCCGAUGAAUGUUGUAAAAUUACAGUAAUAACCUUAACAAGCACCGAGUUAUCGGCAGAGAGAGAAGCUGAUAGACAGAAAGAGAGCUACCUCAAACUGCCGUUCAAGUGCGAGCACUGCAUAGUGGGGUUUGACCACGAAUUGACUGUGAAGGAUCAUAUGGAAAAAAGGCAUACUAAAAAAAAAGGCAGCUUCUCUUGCAGCGUAUGCCAGUCGGUGCUUAAUACAGACUCUUCGUUUAGGGAACAUUGCAAGCGACAUUAUCGAAGGUACGAAUGCUCGGCGUGUGGAAAACGCAACAACACAGUUCAUGCCGUAAUUAAACAUUACAAUGACCAACAUGGCGGCGAUAUUCAAGUGCAGUUCACUUGUCAAGAUUGUGGAUUUGUCGCCAAGUCCGACCGCGCGUACCGCUAUCAUCGUGAAAAGCACAGACAUCAGCAAAAAUUACAAUGCUCUGAAUGCGGUAACACUUAUGUCAAUAAGACCGCACUUAGGGUUCACAUGCUCACGGUGCACCAGCAGUCGGGCCGCACGUACGCCUGCGCGCUGUGCGGCAAGACGUACUCGGCCAAGUCGGGGCUGCUGGCGCACACGGUGUCGGCGCACGAGCCGCCGUCGGGCGCCUACUGCGCGCAGUGCCACACGCACUUCCGCACCAUGACCAACCUGCGCACGCACCUCAAGACGCACUCCAACCACAUCCAGGACCACGACAAGCGGUUCCAAUGCAACACCUGUCAAGCUAGAUUCGUUCGCAAAACAAGUCUAAGGGAGCACAUCGAUUUCAUACACCUCAACAAGUCGGAGCAUGAAUGUUCUGAAUGCAGGAAGGUAUUCAAAAACGGAGCGUCUUUACGGAAACAUUGCACUUAUGUUCACGAGAAGAAACGCCCGCCAAGAAACAAAAUUUGCGACCAUUGUGGACGAGGCUUUACGACUCUGGCCAUCCUACGUUCGCACGUCCGCACGCAUACUGGAGAACGUCCCUUAAAGUGCGCACACUGCCCAGCUACGUUCGCUCACUCCGCAGCCUUAUAUACACAUAAUAAGCUGCUACACAACGGUGGGAAGGCAAGUGAUCCGUAGACUCUGCUUACCCGACUGAGAAAGGUUAAACAAGUUCACCUAUCAUUGUAUAUUUCAUUACAUCAGGAUAUUAUAGGUUAUGAUUCUAGCCGUAAUAGUGUCAUUACAAAAAACUGUUAAGAAUGAGAAUUUAAAAAAUCAGGUGUUGAUAAAUGUGGGUGGUUAGUUAGUUAGUUACGUAAUAAAUUAAUGAAUAUAAAAUAACGAAAUGGCGAAUAUCAUUACUGAUUUUCGCAAUUACGUUUAGUAAAUGUUUUUUCGCAAUUUCCCCAUUGCUAGUUUUUCCCGAUUUCCCCAUUGGUUUUCGUAAUUUCCCUACUUUAAGGAAAUCACUAAAACCAAUGGGGAAAUCGGGGAAAUGUUUGAACGCAUUUACCACAUAUUAAAAGAUUUAUGCAAUUUUCCCAUAUAAAAAAAUAUUUAGCGCAACUUCCCAACAGAUUUUCCCAAUUUAUCCAAAAUAAUAUAUGUUUAAUCGCAAUUUGCCCAUGGCAAAAAAUAUUUUGUGCAUUUUUAUUUCCCAUAGUUAGUAUUUUCAGAAUUUCUCCAAUGAAAAUAUGUUCAUUGUAAUCAACAGAUUUUCCCAAUUUAUCCAAAAUAAUAUAUGUUUAAUCGCAAUUUGCCCAUGGCAAAAAAUAUUUUGUGCAUUUCUAUUUCCCAUAGUUAGUAUUUUUAGAAUUUCUCCAAUGAAAAUAUGUUCAUUGUAAUUUCCCCAUGGCAAAAA